Chionomys nivalis (European snow vole) is the source of this 5663-nucleotide messenger RNA. RefSeq names its product trophinin-like. Bases 293 to 5452 code for a protein of 1719 amino acids. The record is from RefSeq and is a predicted model, not a curated record. The transcript is spliced from 13 exons. Lineage: Eukaryota; Metazoa; Chordata; Mammalia; Rodentia; Cricetidae.
GACACAGAAUGGGGAACGGAGAAAUGAAAUGGAAAAUAGGUGUGAUGCUGAACAAGAGGUAGUAAACAGAAAAGAGGAGCUACACGGAGGAGAUCGGGAAGUCGUUAAACAGAGAGGGGGUGGGGCAGGCCGGUAGGGACGGAGACCCCCCUCUGGAGGCGGAAAGAGGCAGGACCACUUCCGGCCAGGCGGUGCGGGGGUAACAAGCUCAGACCUGAGGAGAGGCUUGGAGAGAGCAGACGUCCUCUGGACUCACGAGGGCGAGGCUCAGCUAUUACAGUCUCUCAGGAAGAUGGAUAGAAGAAAUGACUAUGGUUUUCGGGUGCCCACAUUCCAGGGCCCUCUGCCUCCCCCUGGGAGCCUAGGGCUUCCUUUCUCUCCAGAUGUACAGACUGAGAACACAGAGAAGGACAGUGUCCUGCUGAUGCAUACCCUGUUGUCAGCAUCCAAGGACCCACCGAUUGCCAGCCGGCCUAAGAAAAGCAAGACCAAGAAGACUUCUAUUAAAGCUAUCACUAAGACCACACCCACUCCCCCUCAGGUUCCAUCUGCCAAUGACAUUGCUAGCAACAAGCCUAAAGUAACUCUGCAGGCUUUAAACCUACCAAUGUUCACCCAGAUCAGCCAGGUUUCUGCUACAACUGAGGCAGCCAAUAUCCAGGCUUCAGUUACUGCUCAAAACAAGAAAGCCAAGACAAAGAGAGUUACUCCCAAGGUAUCCCUAACUGGCACUGAGGAUGUCACUACACAGCUCAAGUCACCUUUACAGGCCCUAAACCUGCCAGUUACCUCACCAACUAUCCAGUCUCCAGUUGCCAAUGAGUCAGCUAAUUCCCUGGCCUUGAUAGCUGUCAGCAAACCCAAGAAAGCUUCUAAGGCAAAGAAGGCUGCCAAUAAGACCAUACCUAGUCCCACUGAGAUCUCACUGGCUUCGACUACCACCCACACAGCCACUACCCAAGGCCAAAUUGCCAAGGAGACAGCUAGUAUCCAGUCCUCAGCAGCCACUAUCCGAACCAAGAAAAUUUCCAAAGCUAAGAGGACAACUGCUAAGCCCAUGAAUGCUGACACUGAGUAUGGAGAGCCCUCAAAUGCUAUUGAGGGAGUUAGCAGACAGAUUGAGGCUUCAACUGUAGUUCUAAGGCCCAAAAAGCCCAAGGGUAAGAAGGUUGCCAAUAAAGGCCCAAAUUCUGCUUCUGAGCUCUCCGAGGCUCCACCUGCCCUUCAAAUGGUCCCAAACCAUGCCCUAUCAGUGACUGUACGGAUCAGGAGAGGGUCUAGGGCUCGAAAGGCUGCCACUAAGACUCGGGCAACUGAAAGCCAGGCUCAAAUCAAUGAACAAGGAGCUCAGGCCAAGAUGGCUACCUCUCAGGCCAGCAUAAGUGCCCUUGAGACUCAGGUUGCUGCUGCUGUUCAGGCCUUGGCAGAUGACUACCUGGCUCAGUUGAGUUUGGAGCCCACAACCAGAACCCGGGGCAAGAGGAACCGGAAGUCUAAGCAUCCCAAUGGAGAAGAAAGAACUGGGGGCAAUUUCAGGCGGAUCCCAUGGGGCCGGAGGCCUCCACCACCCCGAGAUGUGGCCAUUUUGCAGGAAAGGGCAAAUAAAUUGGUGAAAUAUCUGUUGGUUAAGGACCAGACAAAGAUCCCCAUCAAGCGUUCAGACAUGCUGAAGGAUGUCAUCCAAGAAUAUGAUGAGUAUUUUCCAGAGAUCAUUGAACGAGCAAGCUAUGCUCUGGAGAAGAUGUUUCGAGUCAACCUGAAGGAAAUUGAUAAGCAAAGUAGCUUGUAUAUUCUUAUCAGCACUCAGGAGUCCUCUGCAGGCAUACUGGGAACGACCAAGGACACACCCAAGCUGGGUCUCCUCAUGGUGAUUCUGAGUGUCAUCUUCAUGAAUGGCAACAAGGCCAGUGAGGCUGUCAUCUGGGAGGUGCUGCGCAAGCUGGGGCUGCGUCCUGGGGUAAGACAUUCACUCUUUGGAGAAGUGAGGAAACUCAUCACAGAUGAAUUCGUGAAGCAGAAGUAUCUGGAAUACAAGAGGGUCCCCAACAGCAGACCACCUGAAUAUGAAUUCUUCUGGGGCCUGCGGUCUUACCACGAGACUAGCAAGAUGAAAGUCCUGAAAUUUGCAUGCAAGGUACAGAAGAAAGAUCCUAAAGACUGGGCUGCUCAGUACCGGGAGGCAGUAGAGAUGGAUGUUCAGGCUGCGGCUGUGGCUGUGGCUGAGGCUGAGGCCAGGGCUGAGGCAAGAGCCCAAAUGGGAAUUGGAGAGGAAGCUGUGGCUGGGCCCUGGAAUUGGGAUGACAUGGAUAUUGACUGCUUAACAAGGGAAGAGUUGGGUGAUGAUACUCAAGCCUGGAGCAGAUUUUCCUUUGAAAUUGAUUCCAGAGCCCAAGAAAAUGCAGAUCCUACCAACAAUGUCAACUUCAACCAAGGAGCUAGUACUAGAAAUAGCUUCAGUGAUGGUGCUAGUAUUAGCUUUGGUGGCAUGCCCAACCCCAGUGGUGGCUUUGGUGGCAUACCCAACCCCAGUGGUGGCUUUGGUGGCAUACCCAAUUCUAAUGGUGGCUUUGGUGGCAUACCCAAUUCUAAUGGUGGCUUUGGUGGCAUACCCAACUCUAAUGGUGGCUUUGGUGGCAUACCCAACCCCAAUGGUGGCUUUGGUGGCAGAAAUGGCAUUACCUUUGGUAGUGUACCCAAUACCUCUGCCAACUUCAGCAGUGCAGCAAGCAUUAGCUUUGGAGCCACAUCCAUCACUAGCACUAGUUUCAGUGGUGGAGCCAGCAUUAGCUUCAGUGGUACACCCAGUACUAGUGCCACUUUCUGUGACACAGCAAGCAUUAGCUUUGGUGGUGCAUCUAGCACCAGCACUAGCUUCAGCAGUGGAGCCAGCAUUAGCUUUGGUGGUGCGCCCAGCACCAGCACUAGCUUCAGCAGCACCGCCAGCAUUAGCUUUGGUGGUGCGCCCAGCACCAGCACUAGCUUCAGCAGCACCGCCAGCAUUAGCUUUGGUGGUGCGCCCAGCAUUAGCACUAGCUUCAGUGGUGGAUCCAGCAUUAGCUUUGGUGGUUCUCCUACCACCAGUACCAGUUUCAGUGGUGGAGCCAGCUGUGGCUUUGGAGGCACACUUAGUAGUACAGCUGGCUUUGGUGGUGCACUCAGCACAAGCACCAGCUUUGGCAGUGCACCUACUACAAGCACUGUCUUCAGUGGUGCAGUUAGUACCACUACUGGCUUUGGAGGCACACUUAGCACCAGUGUCUGCUUUGGUAGCUCCCCCUGCUCUGGUGUCGGCUUUGGAGGCACACUCAGUACCAGUAUCUGCUUUGGUAGUUCUCCUAGCACCAAUACUGGUUUUGGUGGUACACUCAGCACCAGUGUUUCCUUUGGUGCUUCUUCUAGCACCAGCUCUGACUUUGGUGGCACAUUAAGCACUAGCGUCAGCUUUGGUGGCUCUUCUGGCACCAGUGCUGGCUUUGGCGGUACACUCAACAGCAGUACCAGCUUUGGUGGUGCCAUCAGCACCAGUGCUGGCUUUGGCAAUGCACUCAACAGCAGUGCCAGCUUUGGUGGUGCCAUAAGUACUGGCUUUGGUGGUGUACUCAAUAGCAGCGCCAGCUUUGGCGGUGCCAUCAACACCAGCACCGGCUUUGGCAGUGCACUCAACAGCAGUGCCAGCUUUGGUGGUGCCAUUAGCACCAGUUCUGGCUUUGGCAGUGCACUCAGUACCAGUGCCAGCUUUGGUAGUGUACUCAAUGGCAGUUCUGGCUUUGGCGGUGCCAUCAGCACCAGUGCCAGCUUUGGUAAUGCACUUAAUAGUAAUGCUGAUUUUGGCAGUGCCAUCAGCACCAGUGCCAGCUUUAGUGGUGCACUCAGUGGCAGUACUGGCUUUGGCAGUGCUAUCAGUACCAGUGCCAGCUUUGAUGGUGCACUUAGUAACAGUGCUGGCUUUGGCAGUGCCAUCAGUACCAGUGCCAGCUUUGGUGGUGCACUCAGUAACAGUGCUGGCUUUGGUGGUGCUAUCAGUACCAGUGCCAGCUUUGAUAGUGCGCUCAGUAACAGUGCUGGCUUUGGCGGUGCCAUCAGUACCAGUGCCAGCUUUGGUGGUGCUCUUAGUAACGGUGCUGGCUUUGGCAGUGCUAUCAGUACCAGUGCCAGCUUUGGUGGGGCACUCAAUAACAGUGCUGGUUUUGGUAGUGCCAUCAGCACCAGUGCCAGCUUUGGUGGUGCAAUCAGCACCAACCCUGACUUUGGUGGUGCAUUCAGUACCAGUGUUGGCUUUGGUGGGGCACUUAGUACCACUGACUUUGGUAGUACCCAUAGCAACAGCAUUAGCUUUGGUAGUGCUCCCACUACCAGUGUCAGCUUUGGUGGUUCUCAAAGUACUAACCUCUGUUUUGGUGGAGCACCUAGCACCAGUCUCUGUUUUGGCAGUGCAUCUAACACCAACCUAUGCUUUGGAGGCUCUUCCAGCACCAACUCCUGCUUUAGUGGUGCUACCAGUGCCAAUUACAGUGAGGGCCACAGCACCAGUGCCAUUUUCAGUUUUGGGAAUGGGCUAAGUACUAGUGCUGGCUUUGGAAAUGGAUUGGGCACCAGUGCUGGCUUUGGCAGCAGCCUAGGUACCAGCACUGGCUUUGGUGGAAGCUUAGGCCCCAGUGCUAGCUUCAAUGGUUGCCUGGGCACCAGCACUGGGUUUGGUGGUGGAUUAGGCACCAGCAAUGAUUUUGGUGGUGGACUAAGUCCUAAUGCUGACUUCAGUGGGGGACUGGGUACCAGUGCUGGCUUCAAUGGUGGACUAAACACUAGCACUGGUUUUGGUGGUGGACUGGGCACUAGUGCUGGUUUUGGUGAUGGACUUGGCAGCAACACUGGCUUUGGUGGUAGACUGGUCACUAAUGAUGGCUUUGCUGGUGACCUGAGUACCAGUAAUGGUUUUGGCGGCACACUUGGCACUGGUGCAGGCUUUAGUGUAAGCCUCAGCACUGGCGAUGGCUUUGGCAGUGGGCCUAAUGCCAGCUUCGACAGAGGACUGAAUACCGUCAUUGGCUUUGGCAGUGAUUCCAACACCAGCAGUGGCUUUACUGGUGAAACCAGCACCGGCUCCAGCUUCAGUAAUGGACCCAGUUCUAUUGUUGGCUUUAGUGGUGGACCAAGCACUGGUGCUGGCUUCUGCAAUGCACCAAGCACUGGUGGCUUUGGUGGUGGACCAAGUACAGGAACUGGCUUUGGUGGACCAAGCACUGGAGGUGGCUUCGGAGGACCAAGCACUGCUGCUGGCUUUGGUGGUGGACUGAGCACCAGUACUGGCUUCGGUGGUGGUGGACUGAGCAGCAGUGCUGGCUUCGGUGGUGGACUGAACACCAGUGCUGGAUUCAGCGGUGGACCAAGCACCGGUACUGGCUUUGGUGGCGGAGCCACUAACCUCGGUGCCUGUGGCUUCUCUUACGGCUAGUGAAGUUUCAGGUUUGUUGCGUUUGUUACCCAUGUUUACAGGUAACACUAACGCAGCAGUACUUCCCAUGGAGCCAAUGUGCAGCUUUGGAAUCUUUGUCUACACAGCAGCCUAACCAGCUACAACCCAUUAGCUGAGUGAAACACUAAGAAAAACCUGCUGUUCCUGCUUUGUGUUUGCUUCUUGUGUUGUUGUCAUAUUUUGGUAUCAG